This is a messenger RNA of Bombina bombina (fire-bellied toad), 3498 nucleotides long. RefSeq names its product extracellular matrix protein 1 (gene ECM1). Gene Ontology annotation, cellular component: extracellular region. Bases 75 to 1460 code for a protein of 461 amino acids. Gene Ontology annotation, biological process: regulation of bone mineralization; signal transduction. The transcript is spliced from 7 exons. NCBI's taxonomy places the organism in Eukaryota, Metazoa, Chordata, Amphibia, Anura, Bombinatoridae. The record is from RefSeq and is a predicted model, not a curated record.
UUCCUGCCUGUUAAAUUCUGCCAGAGAGAGCAGAUCAAGAAGUUUGUAUAAGGCAGAGUCCCUGGGACGUGAUCAUGGAACGGUUUCUCCUACAGCUGCUGACUUUGCAGAUCCCAUUGUUGCUGUGCCUGGCACACACAUACCAACAACUUCCGGCUGAAUAUGAUAUGUAUCAGAGGGAAGUCAUUCCAGAAUUUCCAAUUAUAGUACAAUCAGAAGUCCGGCCCCCUUUUCUCAUCCAAGAAGAGUCUGUUCUGAGCCCACGUGGAAGAAGACCUUCGAAAGGCUUGACCACAUCUACAGGCAACAACCUGCAGGAUUUUCCUCCUGGAUAUCCCAGUCCCAGCAACAUUGGAAAUAUAUGCAGCAAGAAGCGACCUAAGAUUAACUAUGGACCUCAUAACCUUCCUCAGACAGGAUUUUCCCACCUCAGCCGGCAGGGAGGUGCAAUUAACAGCAUGGAGGAAGGUUAUGCAGAGUGCUGCCGCCAGUCUGGCAGAUUGCACUGCUUAAAGAAUGUGUGGAAGACUGUCCUGCAGGACUUCUGUGAUGAGGAGUUUUCUGUGAAGACAAGGCAUUACCAUUGCUGCACAAAGAAAGGAUCAGAAAGGGAAACUUGUUUCAGCAAAGAUGCUUCUAAUCCAAGUUACAGCAUACCCCCCAAACCAGCAGACUUACAUGAAAUAGGCAGCGCUGAUGCCCCAUCCGUGGGGAGUCCACGAAGUGUCAGGCCCUGCUCACCUUCCUCACCCAAAUGCCAUAAGGACAGCAAGUUCAAACACCCUGACCUUUCUUUCCCACCAGGAGAACCCAAGUCCAGCAAUAUUCAAAACAUAUGCAAGCUGAGGAAGCUGCGACCCUUCUAUGCUCAGAGCCAGCUGCCCCAGUCUGGAUUUGGACACUAUGUUCGUCAAGCCAAGACCAUCAACCGCUUAGAGAAAGAGUACAAGAAAUGCUGCAAGGAUGACAAUGUGCCUUGUGCUCACACUGCUUGGGAGAAAGUUCUCGCUCAGUUCUGUGGACAUGAGAAGGUUGUAAAAUCAAAGCACUACGAGUGCUGCAAGAAACGGGACAGGGUGGGAAUGUACCACUGCUUCGCCAGCAACGCUCCUUACCCAGAGUAUGACAGGGAAGUGGACACCAUGGACUUAAGCAACAUCACUGAGGAAACCCUGAGCACAUUAUGUGGAGACUCCAAGCUGCUCACUAAACAAAAACAGGUUCCUCUGCUGGUGUCCGGCCUCCGAGAAUCCUGCUGCAUGUUGCCCAGUGACACAGUGCAGAGCUGUGCUGAGGAGCAGAAAGAAAAGUAUAUUGAGGCGCUCUGUAGCAGCAAGAAGGACGUGUGGAAAGACUCCCAUGACUGUUGCAUUAAGGAAAACCCUGAAAAAGAAGAAUGCUUCAAUUCCUACCUGCAGAAUGUUAUGGUGGCAGUGAAUCAGAGAAAACCCUCAGAAUAAACUGUUAAAGAAAUAGUAUGAAUUGUCGCUUACAAGCUUGUUAUGUAUUCAGAUAGUUUGGGGCUUACUUUAUGUACCCACUCGCCAUGAAAAUAAAAAAACACAUAGAUUCACACCUAACCAAAUAAUUCCGUAAAACGUAUCAUUCCCAUAAAAAUGAUCAUUAUUGGGCCUGGUUUGCUUAACUUUGUUUUUUUACUGCAAUAAGAAUUAACACAUCAUUAGCUUAGGGUCACCAAAAAAAAAACAAAUGGUGUUUUGCAUUUGCAUAUUUGUCAAGAUUUGAAUAAAUUUGGCAGGGACACUGCAACCCAGCAGUCAAACAAGCAGGUAAGAGUAUUGACCAUGCCCAUCAACUAUUUUUAUAGCCCCACCCACAAUUCAGGUACCAGUUCACCAAAUUGAAUAUAUUAAUCUGCUGUUCUUAUGUAAAGUGCAGAAGAACCAGGUGCUUAUUUUAUAUAAAACAAAUAUAUACAGGAAGUAGAAAAACCACAUGUGGGUAUGGUAACUUUUAAUUCCAAAAAUCUGGUGUUUUUGGGUUGCCUUGGCAUAGUAAUAUUUUAAAGGUAUUCCAAGAGUUAUGCAAAACAAAUUCUCAGAUAACAUUGUCUGAGCCAAAAGACUUAGCUAGGCAAAAAAGAAUGCAGCUUACACAUAAUAUAAAUUAUAAUAGUAUGUCUACUACAAAUAAAACAUAGUUUUAUUGACCUUUUAAUUGAAUUUGCACUUAAAGAAGUAUAACUUGAUAACAAUAUUGUCUAAUGUAUUGUGUUGUGAUAGCAAACUAUUUCAUUUUAUUUGUAGUAGAUACAGUAUCUUAUUAUUUAUAUUUUGUGUAUACUGCAUUCUUUUUUUGCCUAAUUCUAUUAAAGAUAUAAUGUCUGGUAACCCCACAGACAACAAAGCCAAGGCCAGACCUUUUUACAUUUUGGGACAGUCUCCCGGAAUGUGAGGCCAAAACCGGGACUGUCCCAAGAAAAAUCGGUAUAGUUGGCAACUAUUUAUUUCCUAAAGAAAACACUCUAUUGCUAUGAUUAAAAACAAACAAACAAUUACAGACCUCCAAACCAUCCUGGAUCCUGCACUUUUGUCAGCGGUUAUGAGGUCUGACUUCUUGUUGUCCCGGUUUUCAUGGACUGCCCAGUUCUGCCUAUGCCUCUGCCCUACCCAUAACUUGACUGCUGCCCCGUCCCUCCCACCAUGACCCUGCCCACAAAACACUGGUGGGCUACAGCCCACAAGUUCCCUAAAACCCUAUCCUGGAAAACCUAUGAAAAGUUUUGGCAAGUGUGAUAUUAUGUAAAAUUUGCUUGAAGGCUCCCAGAGAAUAAAUUAUAAUUCUAUGCAACACAUUUGAUUUUUUUGCUAUGUUAUGCAUUAGUCUUAGCUUAUGUAAUUGCAAUGAAUGAGAAGACCAAUAUUCCAUUGCUCCUUAACUAAAGACACCAUGAUGACCGGUUCAUAUUGAAGUUUUAUGAUUUUGUUCACAAACCUUCAUUAUCCGCCUUUCUAUUGUCUUUUUCGGGAAAAAAAACCAAAUAAAGAUCUUCUUUCCUCAUAGAUAAUUGUAAGAAUGACCUAUCCCUGCCACUGUGAUUCAGCUGUAGAUGAAGUUUUCCACUGUUGCUGCCAAAAUCUCAUUAUCUUUUUUAUUGUGGAGAAACGCGUGUCCUGAGCAAUAAUGGCUUUAAAUUAAAGUAAUUUUGAGAUGCUGUCUUCUUUUUUAUUUAGAAAUUAAAAUUUAUAGCAGUUGCAAAAAUCUGCAGUGGGAUAAAUCUUGUGUACAUAUGAUUUUGUUUUAUAUUGUCUAAUCUACACUUUGAGAUAUCUUUUCAUUCACUUUUGCAUUUUAUUUUGUAAAGUAAAAAAAAUACAUUAAACAGUGAGAAAUGAAGUUGACACACAAGGAAAUUACUAUUUUUUUUUCUUUUUGGUAUGUUUUAUGCUAGUUAAUACUUGUUAACACAUUUGGUAUUUUUGUAAAUAAGAUAAUGACAAGGUAAAUGUGAAAACACAAUAAACCAUUAUAUAAAUA